Molecule: messenger RNA, 2751 nt
Organism: Solanum pennellii
Lineage: Eukaryota; Viridiplantae; Streptophyta; Magnoliopsida; Solanales; Solanaceae
Exons: 4
Coding region: 1-2751 (916 amino acids)
Biological process (GO): DNA integration
Molecular function (GO): nucleic acid binding
Source: RefSeq, a predicted model, not a curated record
AUGGUGGCUGGAAGAAUUGAUCCAAAUGAUCCUCUUUACAUAGGUCCAUCAGAUGCUUCAAGUGCAGUUUUGAUUCCUAUCAAACUCACAGGACCUGAAAAUUAUGGAGUAUGGAGUAGAUCAAUGAGAAUUGCUUUGACAGGGAAGAGGAAAAUUGAAUUCAUUACAGGAGCUUGCAGCAGAUCUUUGUAUCGAGAUGAGUUACAUGAACAGUGGGAAACAUGUAAUACAAUUGUAUUAUCUUGGUUGAUGAAUUCAGUCAGUGAAGAUCUUCUAAAUGGAAUAGUAUAUGCUACUAGUGCUUAUACAGUUUGGCAAGACUUGAAAGAGAGGUUUGACAAAGUUAAUCGAAUGAGGAUUUAUCAAUUGUACAGGGAGAUCAACACACUCUCACAAGGUACUGAUUUUGUUUCAUCAUACUACACAAAACUGAAGAACUUGUGGGGGGAAUUUGAUGCACUUGUACCAUCUCCUAGUUGUGCUUGUCCAAAAUCCAAAGAUGGGUUGAAUGAGUCGUAUGAACAGGCUAAGAGGCAAAUUUUGCUAAAAGGUGUUACUCCUACCAUUAAUCAAGCUUAUGCCAUGAUUAUAGAGGAUGAGCUGCAACAACAAACUGCCUGUGUAUCCAUUGCUAAUAAGGUAUCUGAUGUAGCAACUAUGAAUGUUAACAGAGGGAACAAUUAUAAUCAAGGAAAUCAGAAUAAUAAAGGAAGAAGAUGUAAACAUUCUCAAUAUACUGGGCAUACUAAGGAGAAUUGUUACAGGUUAAUUGGUUAUCCAGCUGAUUGGAAACACAGAAAAAGAUCUGGUUUCAAUAAUGCAAGGUCAGGCCACAUGCAUUCUUCUUCUGGAGGAAAUAACCAUAACCAUGUUGGAGAAGCUAACAAUAUAUCCAAGGAGAACUCUGGAGAAGCCUCUUCUAGUCAUCAUGAAGUAAACAAUGCUUUUAUGGCUAGAGGACAUGCAUUCACUGAUGGAGAAUAUAAGCAAAUAAUGGACAUGUUAGGGAAAGAUAAGAGGGAAGUGAAGCAGGCCAACAUGACAGGUAUGGCAAAUUGUUUUUCAACUAAUGUUGCCUCUCAUUGUUGGAUAGUAGACUCUGGUGCUUCUCAUCAUAUUACAACAAAUGAACAUUUGCUAAAAAAUAGUAAAUGUACAGCUAGUUCUCACCAAGACAAAGUGAACUUACCUACAGGUGACAAGGCCUCUAUAACACACAUAGGAGAUACACAUCUGUUUAACAAUGAAGUGAUCAAAGAUGUGUUGUGUGUACCUGAGUUCAAGUUUAACCUGUUGUCUGAUCUUUACAGUGGCAGGGUGAAGGGGAUUGGUAGGGAAGAAGGGAGCCUAUACAUAUUCAGAACUGAUUCUGGCAUGAAGAGCAAAUGUGAAACUCAAAAUCCUCAGAAAAUUGUUGCAGAGCUCAAAUCUGAAACUAUAGUAGCUAUAAAGACUUUCUUUACAUUGAUAAAGAAUCAGUUUGGGUGUAUAAUCAAGACUGUAAGGUCAGACAAUGAAACAGAGUUUUUCAACUCUCAAUGCAAAGAAUUUUUUACAAGUCUAGGCAUUAUACAUCAGAGUAGUUGUCCUCACACACCACAGCAAAAUGGUGUAGUGGAGAGGAAGCAUAGACACAUAUUGAAUGUAGCUAGAGCUAUCAGAUUUCAGUCUUGUAUGCCACUUAGAUUCUGGGGAAUUUGUGUUCAAGCAGCUGUGUAUUUGAUUAACAGACUACCAUCAUCCAAUCUUCAUAACAAGAGUCCAUAUGAGAGGCUGUUUUCUAAGUCUCCUAAUAUCAGCCAUUUGAGAGUUAUAGGCUGUCUUGGUUAUGCUUCUGUUAUUCCUAGAAAUGAUAAAUUCUCAGAAAGAGAAAAGCCUGUGAUCAUGAUGGGAUAUUCAGAAACUCAGAAGGGCUAUUUGUUAAUGGAUAUACAGACUAAGAAGUUCCUAGUCAAUAGAGAUGUGGUAUUUCAAGAACACAUCUUUCCUUUUGCCACUUCAAAACCUUCACAAGCACCUGUUAAUGAUUUAUUACCUGAUAGCCUUGAAGAAGCAAAUGAUUCAGAAGAGACAGCACCUGAUGAUUGUAUACAAACAGACACACAAACUUCUACUAGUUUGAAUGAUGUUAUUUCUACUAGUUUGAAUGAUGUUCCUGAUGAAAUAUUGCAUACUCAGCAUGAAGAGAUGUUGAUCCAAGACUCAAAUAUUGAUUCAGUGUCUUCUAGAAAGUCAUCAAGACUUACCAAACCUCCCAUUUGGAUGAAAGAUUAUAUGACUACUGCUGUUGGACAGAAUAGUAAGUAUCCUCUGGCAAAUCAUCUUAGUUAUGAUCAUAUAUCAUCAAAGUAUCAUAGCUACCUAGCCAACUUUUCAGAUUCAGUAGAACCUCAAACAUUUGACCAAGCUAGUAAAGAUCCAAGAUGGAUUGAGGCCAUGAAGUUAGAAGUUAAAGCUCUUGAGGAUAACAAGACAUGGUUGGUGGUUGAUUUACCUUUAGGUAAACAUACUGUUGGUUCUAAAUGGAUUUACAAAAUCAAAUACAAGGCUGAUGGAAACAUAGAAAGAUUUAAAGCUAGACUUGUAGCUAAGGGUUAUAGUCAACAAGAAGGAUUAGAUUAUCAUGAUACAUUCUCACCAGUUGCAAAAAUGGUAACUGUUAGAAGUGUGAUUGCAGUGGCAGUUUCAAAAGGAUGGUUUCUUUAUCAAAUGGAUGUAUACAAUGCUUUUUUUACAAGGAGAUUUGGAUGA